Molecule: messenger RNA, 1705 nt
Organism: Arachis duranensis
Lineage: Eukaryota; Viridiplantae; Streptophyta; Magnoliopsida; Fabales; Fabaceae
Product: hydroxyproline O-arabinosyltransferase RDN2
Exons: 10
Coding region: 343-1425 (360 amino acids)
Molecular function (GO): glycosyltransferase activity
Source: RefSeq, a predicted model, not a curated record
CAUUCUGUUACAUGUUAGUUUUUCAAUUUCUCUGCAAUCCAAUUUGAGGUUUUUCGGGUAUCACUUCACAUUAGUGCCGCCAGUUCUAUAAAUUUGGCGUUGACCCCGUUUUCUAUGUUCAGCAUGUUGCUUCUGAUUUACUUUACUAGCUGCCACGGAGUGUUGGUUUUGAGUAAAUGUUCGUGGGAUUUUCUCAAGUCACUGAUUAGGAAUUAGGAUCAUGGUGCAGAGUAUUUUUCUUUUUCUAGGUUAAAUGACCAAUCAGGGUAGAGAAUUUUGCUUUCUUGAAGACUGAGGAAUCAGGCCCAUGAUAUUCUGAUAUCUAACUGUAUUAGGAAGAUAAUGGGACGAACUUCACCAUUACUUAUCAUUUUUUUGGUUCUUGGUUCGUCCUUUGCCACGUAUAAUGUGGUAACGAUGCUAAUCCGCUAUGGAUCUUCAGAAGGUGUGGCCUUUAGUGAUGGUUUGUUGUUGUUUGAUCCCAUCAUUGAGAUGCCUGCACAUGCAAAGAAUCGGAAGGUGUCUAAGGCACCUUUUCAUGUCGCCCUAACGGCUACUGAUGCUCCAUACAACAAAUGGCAAUGCCGCAUCAUGUAUUACUGGUAUAAAAGGCAAAAGAACAUGCCUGGGUCAGAGAUGGGAGGAUUCACUAGAAUUCUACAUUCUGGAAAGCCAGACAACUUGAUGGAUGAAAUUCCCACUGUUGUGGUAGAUCCUCUUCCAGCUGGUAUGGACAGGGGAUACAUUGUUCUAAAUAGACCAUGGGCCUUUGUACAGUGGCUGGAAAAGGCAACUAUCGAGGAAGAAUAUGUGUUAAUGGCAGAGCCUGAUCACAUAUUUGUACGUCCCUUACCCAAUUUGGCCUAUGGAGGACAUCCAGCUGCUUUCCCAUUCUUUUACAUCACGCCUGAGAAGAAUGAAAAAAUCAUAAGGAAGUUUUUUCCUGAGGAGCAUGGACCAGUUACAAAUGUAGAUCCAAUUGGCAAUUCUCCUGUAAUUAUCAGGAAGGAUUUGAUUGAAAAGAUUGCCCCCACAUGGAUGAACGUGUCUUUGAAAAUGAAAGAGGAUCCAGAGACUGAUAAAGCUUUUGGAUGGGUGCUCGAAAUGUAUGCUUAUGCUGUAGCUUCUGCACUGCAUGGAGUGCGCCAUAUUCUGCGUAAAGACUUCAUGCUACAGCCCCCAUGGGAUCUCUCAACUGAGAACAAGUUCAUAAUUCACUAUACUUACGGAUGUGAUUACAAUAUGAAGGGUGAGUUGACAUAUGGUAAAAUUGGUGAGUGGAGAUUUGACAAAAGGUCUCAUCUACGAGGACCUCCACCGAGGAACUUGCCCUUACCUCCACCAGGGGUUCCUGAAAGUGUGGUGACCCUAGUGAAGAUGGUGAACGAGGCAAGUGCUAACAUCCCCAAUUGGGACACAACGUAAAUAUUUUUCUUUUUUUUUUCUUUUUCAUUUUUACCCUCUUUGUAUUGAAGGUACAUGUUUGGAAAAAGAAAAAGCAUAGCAGAUAUGUUAAGACUAAUUUUUUAUUUUUUUUUUAUUUUUCUUCUUUACCGAGUUUAGUCAUAGAAUCAUAGAUCAAUGUACUAUAUACCCCUUUAUAGGACAAGUUAAUUUCAGGGUAAGGUUUUUUUUUUGGAUAAUUUUUGGGCUAGUACCACAGUGCCAAAUAAUUUGUUCAGUAAAAUAGUACACUUUAUCUGUA